CUGCCAGGAGAGUACGGCCCAGAGUCACAAGACCGGCAGGUAGUGAAUUACAGUUAUCUACACUGGUAAACAAACGAGAUCUGAUAGUGCGUUCUAAAUAAAUCCGACUCAUUCUCCACCAACCUACUGUACACAAGCACGGGUCAGCUGCUCGACAUUGCGAAACUACCUCUACCUAUAAAAAAGACAGCGACACUAACAAGAACAGCAGUUAAGAAUCGACGCUCUUAAAAGUGACAAGAGUCGAGUUUAAUCAAUAUGAAGACCGUCAUAGCAGCAUUCAGCGUCUUGAUCAUUGUGGUUCCGGCUUUGUCCCAGCCUCCCCAGCCAUGCUGUACACCGCCGCAAUGGGAAGGAAAUGUCGCUCAAAGCCAGGGACUGAACGUUGCAGGUCAAGGGCACAGGGCCGCGCAAAUCAUGAAGCUGUCCAUGGACACUAAUCUUAAAAAAGUGGCUGCUAGUGGUCAGUGGUACUAUGACCAACAGCAGGGAACUUUCCAAGUGCUGCAGGAUUUUAAAGCGGGCGUACAAUACCAGAUCACCAAUGGUGGACCAUGUGUUAAGAGCAAGCUGACACAACCGUGGAUGGGCUGCAUGCCUAAGACUUCCAAAUUCAUGGGCAGUGCUGUAGUGGGACUUGGCGACGAUAGCAUUAAAGUCAACAACUGGGCCAUCUUCAUGAACUCCAGCUCUGUCAUGGGGACGUCUUACACACAAGUCACUGCCAAAGACUGUGUUCCCAUUGGCAGCUCGUUACAAGGAUCAGCUAAAGGAGUUGGCAUGAUGUCGGUGCAAGGAGUGACUAAUGUUUCAGCAGGAAUCAAGGACCCCAGUGUCUUUUCCUUGCCUGCAAGCUGCCAGAAAGCAAAGGAGGCAGAUGAGAAAGACAAGGACAAUGGCAUGGAUANGGGGGGGGGGGGGGGGGGGGAGGACGCAAGGGGUUUACCCUAG
Messenger RNA from Lingula anatina, 951 nucleotides. Its product is annotated as mammalian ependymin-related protein 1. NCBI's taxonomy places the organism in Eukaryota, Metazoa, Brachiopoda, Lingulata, Lingulida, Lingulidae. Gene Ontology annotation, biological process: cell-matrix adhesion. Gene Ontology annotation, cellular component: lysosome; extracellular region. The record is from RefSeq and is a predicted model, not a curated record. Gene Ontology annotation, molecular function: calcium ion binding.